Gossypium raimondii (Peruvian cotton) is the source of this 1881-nucleotide messenger RNA. RefSeq names its product calcium-dependent protein kinase 11. Gene Ontology annotation, biological process: protein autophosphorylation; peptidyl-serine phosphorylation; intracellular signal transduction. The transcript is spliced from 7 exons. The record is from RefSeq and is a predicted model, not a curated record. Gene Ontology annotation, cellular component: cytoplasm; nucleus. Bases 134 to 1660 code for a protein of 508 amino acids. Lineage: Eukaryota; Viridiplantae; Streptophyta; Magnoliopsida; Malvales; Malvaceae. Gene Ontology annotation, molecular function: calcium/calmodulin-dependent protein kinase activity; calcium-dependent protein serine/threonine kinase activity; calcium ion binding.
UUCGUUUUCCUUUUCAUGCAUGCUUGAUGACGUUGAGUCACCACCCAAUGAAUAUAUAGAAUAAAUUAUUACAUUUGUUGUAUUCCAAAGAGAAAAGAGAACAGAUCCCAUUAUUUGAGAUAUAUUUGUGACAAUGAAUAAUCAAUCAUCAUCAAUACCGACGACAACAGCAACCAAAGGAUGGGUUUUGCCAUACGAAACCCCAAGACUAAGGGACCAUUACGUGGUGGGGAAGAAGCUGGGGCAAGGCCAAUUUGGCACCACCUAUGAAUGUAUUCACAAGGCUACUGGCACCGUUUUCGCUUGUAAGUCGAUCCCAAAGCGUAAACUUUUAUGCCGUGAAGAUUACGACGAUGUUUGGAGGGAGAUCAAGAUCAUGCACCAUUUGUCGGAGCACCCGAGCGUGGUGCGGAUCGAGGGGACUUAUGAAGAUUCCGUGUUUGUUCACUUGGUUAUGGAGAUUUGUUUAGGCGGUGAACUUUUUGAUAGGAUUGUGGCUAAAGGACAUUACAGUGAAAGAGAGGCUGCUAAGCUUAUUAAAACGAUCGUGGGUGUUGUGGAGGCUUGUCAUUCUCUUGGGGUUAUGCAUAGAGAUCUCAAACCUGAGAAUUUCUUGUUUGAUUCUCCUGGUGAUGAUGCCGUCCUCAAGGCUACAGAUUUUGGUUUGUCUAUCUUCUAUAAACCAGGACAACGUUAUGCUGAUGUUGUUGGGAGUCCCUUUUAUGUUGCACCAGAGGUUUUGUGCAAGCAUUAUGGACCAGAAAUAGAUAUAUGGAGUGCAGGUGUUAUCCUUUACAUUUUGUUGAGUGGUGUUCCACCAUUUUGGGCAGAAACUGAAUCAGGAAUAUUCAGACAGAUUUUACAUGGGAAACUCGACUUCACAUCCGAACCAUGGCCUUGCAUCUCCGAAAGUGCAAAAGAUCUAAUACGAAAGAUGCUUGAGAGGCACCCUAAGUCAAGAAUUUCUGCUUAUCAAGUCUUAUGUCACCCAUGGAUUGUUGAUGAUAGAGUUGCCCCGGACAAACCUCUAGAUUCUGCCGUGCUAUCACGCUUGAAGCAGUUCUCGGCGAUGAACAAACUUAAAAAGAUGGCGUUGCGUGUCAUAGCAGAACGACUCUCCGAGGAAGAAAUAGGUGGUCUGAAAGAGUUGUUCAAAAUGAUCGACACGGACAGCAGCGGGACAAUAACGUAUCAAGAACUCAAAGACGGUUUGAAGAAAGUGGGGUCUGAAUUAAUGGAAUCUGAAAUCAAAUCUUUAAUGGAAGCAGCCGAUAUCGACAACAAUGGAACAAUCGACUAUGGUGAAUUCAUUGCAGCAACACUGCACAUGAAUAAGCUGGAGAGAGAGGAAAAUAUAGUAGCUGCUUUCACCUUUUUUGACAAAGAUGGUAGUGGUUAUAUCACGGUAGAUGAACUUCAACAAGCUUGCAAAGAGUUUGGUUUAGGUGAUGUUCAUCUGGAGGACAUGAUCAAAGAAAUAGACCAAGAUAAUGAUGGAAGAAUAGAUUAUGGGGAGUUUGCAGCAAUGAUGAGAAAGGGUGAUGGGUUAGGAAGAAGCAUAAGCAUGAGAAGCAACCUCAACAAGAAUAUAGCUGACGCCUUUGGACUUGGAGUGAAAGACUUAACAUCAAUCUCCUCUUCCUCUAACUCUAACUCUUAACUCUGACUCUAACUCUAACUCCUGUCCUUCUUCUAGUUAGCAUCAUUUCUUACAUUUAAAUUUGUCUAUCCAAAUUUAACCCUUCUUUGCUUGAGUUGAUAUUGUAUAGACACAAUGAUAAUUGGAUCUUUAUAUUUAUAUUUAUAUACACAUAUUAUCAAGCUAAUGUACUUUAUUUAGCAAUGGUGAUUGCUUAAGCUUAAAAUUUUCCUUUUCUCUUA